This is a messenger RNA of Nymphaea colorata (pocket water lily), 953 nucleotides long. RefSeq names its product RPM1-interacting protein 4-like. The coding region runs from base 176 to 631 and encodes 151 amino acids. The transcript is spliced from 4 exons. Lineage: Eukaryota; Viridiplantae; Streptophyta; Magnoliopsida; Nymphaeales; Nymphaeaceae. The record is from RefSeq and is a predicted model, not a curated record.
UUGAAAGUAUGUGGUCUACCCUUUUCCUUUUUCCGUUCUGUGUUGACGGGAAGUGAGACUGAGAGUCGUUGGUCCUCUGCCCUCCUUCCCCUUUUCUUGCUUCCCUUUAUAAAUUCCCUUCCCCCUUCGCCGCCGUCGCCAAUCCUUCUUCUUCCCCUUUUCUCUUUCUUUCGUCAUGGAGGACUAUGGGCGAGUGCAGUACCAGUUUCCGGCGUUCGGGAAUUGGGACCUGAGCGAUGACAUGCCCAUCACGCAAUACUUCGAGUCGGCGCGUCAGGCCGGGCUCCACCACCCCCGCGGCAAGUUCCACCCGGACGACUGUCUCUGGGAGUUCGACCGCCACGCCCCUCUCCCUCCUCCGCCUCCUCUCGCCGUCUACCGCAUCAAGGGACACGGAACGGUGAGACGGUUCCAGAACGGGAAGGAGACCAAGAAGCCCGGGCGGGUUUGGGAUGAAGCGCAGGCGCCACGCAGCCCAUCGCCGCCGGCACCGGCGCCGCCGAAGCGAGCUCCGAAGGCCGUCGACGAGGAUCUCUACAAGAUACCCCCGGAGUUGCUGCGGAAAACUCGACGACGGAAGUUUCUCAACUUCUUCUCGAGGAUGUUCCGGCGCCGGCGUGUCUGCUACUGAAUGGCACAAGUCUCAGCAUGCGGGUUGUCUUGUAGGUUUCAGUAGACGGCCUCCGGCCUCUCCUUUGUGCGCGUGGUGUUCUUUUAUACAUUUUCUUUGGUGUGGUUGAAAAAUUUGGGUUUAAUUUGUUCUUUUUCCUCUUUUUAGUACGUUGUGGUGAUGAUGAUGAUAGGAGAGUCGAUUGGUAGGGGAGCCGAACUGCCAUCUACCCAAUCUAUUUUAUGUUAUAUAUGAAAACAUGCUCUUGUCAUGGAGAAGGGAGAUAAAGUCUGUAAAUAUUCGUCGAAAAGAAGGAUCACGAGUUCACGACUCUCUCUUUUCC